CGUUCGCUUGCCGGGCUCUUGUGGCGCCUCGCGGCUCCCGUCGCCGCUGCCCGAACGGCGCCCGGGAAAAGCCAAAGUCGGCUGUGAGGAGUUUGCGUCGAAAGCGGCGGGCCUGAGGGUGAGUGAGGGCCGCUUCCGAAGCGGGUGGUGGGUGGGCAGGCCUAUUAACCCCCUAUUAAUCGAGGAAUGGGGCUUUUAAGCGAUGAGUUGCCAGCCCCGGGGUCAGGCAAUCCCGCACCUGUUGAAUUUCCCCCUUCUCCUUCUCCUCACCUGUGGAAGUGCAGGCGUCGCCGCUGCCCUCUCUUUCACCAGCCCGCCCUGCCUCUGCAGCGCAAGGCCUCGGCAUCUCAGGGUCGUAGAGUCGGAAGGGACCCUGAGGGUCAUCUAGUCCAGCCCCCCUCCCCGCAUUGCAGGAAUAUAUAGCUGCCCCAUAUAGGGGUGGCACCUGCCCCCUUGGCGUUAUCAGCACCACCCUCUGGCCAACAGGAGCAGCUUGCUAUUUCUUCCCGCUGCUUUUAUUGCACUUUGUACAUGGCAUUGUGACGUGCAUGGGAGGCAGCCAAUACAGUGGUACCUCGGGUCACAGACACUUCGGGUUACAGACUCUGCUAAGCCAGAAAUAGCACCUCGGGUAAAGAACUUUGCUUCAGGAUGAGAACAGAAAUCGUGCAGCGGCAGCAGCGGGAGGCGCCAUUAGCUAAAGUGGUGCUUCAGGUUAAGAACAGUUUCAGGUUAAGAACAGACCUCCGGAACGGAUUAAGUUCUUAACCCGAGAUACCACUGUAAAUAAUAAUGCUCCCCUGGAUGCCAAGCAGCAUUUUUAAAAUCCUGGACUAAAUCCUGCAUUAAAGUUGACAGUUUUCUGUGCCGCCGUUAAGGGUAUUCGCAGUAUCACCACAACAAGCGAACUGAACCCUGAAAGUUAAGUUUUAACUUGCUCUUGAUUUACAUCGACAAAAAUAGGAAGCUGUAUCUUUGGGUAGUGUAAAAAAAUUAAAGAAGCUCUGGAAUAAGUAUGUCGUCAUUUGUUGAAUUUGUUAGUUGCUUUAUCAUGGGCGACCCAAAGCAACUUAACAACCAAACAAGGGCGACCGAGAUGAUCAAGGGUCUGGAAACCAAGCCAUAUGAGGAAUGGUUGAGGGAGCUGGGUAUGUUUAGUGUGGAAAAGAGGAGACUGAGAGGAGAUGUGGUGGUUGUUGGCAUCCAUCUGUCUGAAGAGACAGUGUAGGAGUGUGCUUUGGGGGUUAAAGUCAAACUGUUGGAGAGUCACAGCGCCUGCUGUCGAGAGCGAUACAGGAGAGACAUGUUUUGUUGCAGAUGGAGGUAUCUAGUUUCACUGUUGCAGGUGCACCAUGGCAUUUUCUCUCUCCCCACACUCCUCCCAGUGUUCAUAUGGUAGCUUUCUUCAAAUAUCUAAAAGGCUACCACAUGGAGGAUGGAGAAAGCUUGUUUUCUGCUGCCCCAGAGGGUAGGACCAGAACCAAUGGAUUCAAGUUAACAGGAAUGGAGAUUCCAACUACUGUAGACAUCAGAAAGAGCUUUCUGACAGCAAUAACUGUUUGACAAUGAAACAAGCUCCCACAAGAGGUGGUGGACACUCCUUCCUUGGAGGUUUCAAAGCAGAAGUUGGGUGGCCAUCUGUCAUGGAUGCUUUUGCUGAGAUUCCUGCAUUGCAGGGAUUGGGCUAGAUGGCCUUAAGGUGGUCCGUUCCAACUCUACAAUUCUAUAAUUUAUGAAAUGGACCAACAAGGGUGGCGGGAAACAACCCACCCCACGCAGACACAUUAAAACCAAAACGAAAAAGAAAUGCAGUAAAAACACGCUACCCACUUCUAAACAGCCACAGAUAGUUGAAGGCCACAGUCCUGGUUAUAGAGGAACAUUUUUGCAUGUUUUAGAAGCAUGUUCCCCCAGCCAUUAGUAUGUUACUAGGGUCAAAAUCCUCUGGUUGAACUUUUCAUUGCAAAAUACAUAUACCUAUGGCAUAUAUAUUUUUUUUGCCAUCAGGAAUCAGACCUAUGGCAUAAUGUUCUGGGGGCUACUCACCUGGUUGACAUUGCCCCUGCAUUUCAGACGCUUGCUAUUUACAAUUCCCUUACUUAACAAAAGUGGACCGUGGCCCCUCAGACUUUUCUGCAACGUGUCUUUGACAAAACAAUAGUGCGUUAAUGUUUUUUGUUGAAUCUCUCUUUAACGCCACCUGAGAACACUUAGAACCCGAUCCUGUACAUAUUUGGUUGGAAGUAAGUAACACUUUAUACAGGAAAAUGACUCACAAUUGUAUAUAUUCAUAAGCAUUUUAUCUCUUUCUUUCUUAUACUGCGCAUGCCCAGUCCAGGAGCUGUAGCACUGGCUAGAUCACUGUUGAUAGCACCAAUUCAGCAGGAGGAGUCUGGAUUCAUUCAGCUCUUUCCCACUAAACAUACUGUAUACACUAGUCAAUGUUUUUAUGUUCUCCCUAUAAAGACAUGCAGAACAUACUGACUGGGGUGGUUGGACUUGUUAGGAUACCUCCUAAUGAGCACAUGUAUCUUCUAAGACAUCUCAGUUCCUAGAAGAAUCUGAAAACGACUCCCCUUCCCCUCAAAAAUGAAAGUCCUGAAGUACUUUUGAAGUGGUGGUUCUUCCAAGCUGCCUGGAAAUUCAGUAAACUUAUAGUCCAAUCAUACUGAUUACUAGAAAAAUAUGAAAAUGGUAUAUUUGAUGGCACUGAACAAGCAAAAUCUUUUCUCUCUCACUGCAACUUGUGGCUUUUUGUCUGGAUCCCCAGGAGGAUGUGUUCCCUAGCGCUCUUCCCACCCCCUCCGCCUCCGGGAGACAUCACGCUUUAUGAAUUUAAUAAUGCCCUGGUUUCUGGCCGCAGCUUUGAGAAGCUUCCACUUUCUUUCCAAGGACAGGUAAGCAACAGUUUUCAGUCACAGGAAGAAACUAAUGUUAGGUAGCGAUGAGAGAAUAGAUGUUCUAGCUUGUACUUGAGUCAUUUUGGCUGUCAAAAGGCUUCCAUAACUACUAAUUGAACAUGCUGUUUGUCACAUAAAUGUGCAGCCAGAAAAGGAGCAGUCAGCCAGAGAAAAUUAUUGAAAAGAAUACUGGUGGGCAUAUUUAGUAAACAAAUAUAGGCAACUCCCUGUUUACGCAGGGGUUACGUUCCAGGUCAUGGCAUGUGUCAGUGGAGUGCGUGUAAGCUUCUUCCGCCCUCUUCUGGUGCUGAAUGUGGUGUGUGGAUCCAUGGUUAUGCAUACAUCAAACAUGCACAAGAUGGAAGUUGCCUGUAUCAUGUACUGUAUCAUCACAGUCGACUGGUUGGACAUCACUGAUGUACUAGAUACUUAAAAUAGGAGUAAAAAGUUACGUUCCACACCUGAAUUCUGUGACCUAUAUAUCUUAUGCAGAUUUGCACAUUUAUUUUCCCAAUUCAUUCUAUUUCUGCUAGUCAUAAAGAAGAGCAAAGUUCUAUGCAGCGCAUGAAGCUUCACACCUUUAAUAAGAAAAGUCCUACGUAGACCCGGUUUCUGGCUAUUUUUGUUUCACUAUGUGUUGCCUGCACAUUUUCCAGUGCUUCAAUCAGCUUGAAGGACUAGAAAUGUGCUCCUCUUCUCCCACAAAGUGCGAAAUUUUACCUAUUCUGAAUUCUGUACCCAUGAAUUCCAGUUACUGCAUCUGUGGAAUGCAGUGUAAAACAAAACUUUUGUUUUGGUUGAUUCUCUUUCCUAGUUUUGUUUGUUUGUUCAAGCAUCCCCCCCCCCAGGCCUUUUCACUUACUAUUGAUUGUCUUGGUUGGCUGUACAGCUAGAAGACUUGCCUGUCCUGACCAUCCCCAAAGAAACUCUGAAAGCUCACAGUCGACAGGAACACAGCACUAAACCUGCCUUCAUCCAUCACCGUGAGUCACUAUGGAAGAGGUGCAUCAAUGCCUGGUGAGUAUGGACCAAAUUUGAUCUGACCUGGGAGUUAAAACAUUGAUCUGCCCCAGUCACAUAGUAAAAGGGAUGAGCCGAGAAGGCUGGGGAGGGAGGAAGAACCCAGUCUUAACAGCAGAUGGGGCACAGAGGGGAAGAGUGCAAAUUCCUCCUUCCUUCUGCUCACUGAUUGCCUCCCCACAGCCCACCAUGCAAAGCUUUCUCACUUAGGCAAGUACUAAGCGACGCAGGUGGCACUGUGGAUUAAACCACAGAGCCUAGGACUUGCUGAUCAGAAGGUUGGCGGUUCGAAUCCCCGCGACGGGGUGAGCUCCCGUUGCUUGGUCUCUGCUCCUGCCAACCUAGCAGUUUGAAAGCACGUCAAAGUGCAAGCAGAUAAAUAGGUACCGCUCUGGCGGGAAGGUAAACGGUGUUUUCGUGUGCUGCUCUGGUUCACCAGAAGUGGCUUAGUCAUGCUAGCCACAUGAUCCGGAAGCUGUACGCCAGCUCCCUUGGCCAGUAAAGCGAGAUGAGCGCCGCAACUCCAGAGUCGGCCACGACUGGACCCUAAUGAUCAGGGGUCCCUUUACCUUUACCUAUGCUGCUAUCAGAGCACCACUGAGGAGAAAGCACCUUUGAAGAGCAAGGUCAGACUAUAGGGAGAUAACUGGUCCCUGGGAGGAAAGUUUUGCACUCCUUACAUGCACCCCCCUUUUGCUAUUAAAUAGCAUAUUUGCCCAUUAGUAGCUUGCACAAUGAAAAUAACAUUUGCACAGCGCCACCUCCCCCCGUUGAUGUGCAGGAGAUUUCACAAAACGCUCUGUCCCUAGGCGUGACGUUGGAAUCGCUGGAGUGCUUGAAGAGCUUGCAUAUGCAGAGGAGGAUGGUGACUUGGACCAGGAGAUGGAUGAGCUGCCUUGGACAGAUUCUGCAAAGGAGCUAGGUAGCUUUCAAUACAGUUGUACAUAUUGGACCCAUUGCCCACUUUAAACCAGGUACAAGGGACUUGAGGCCACCAGAUUUUAUUGGACUCCAACUCCCAUCAACCUCGAACAUUGGCCAUGCUGACUGGGGCUGAUGGAUGCUGUGAUGCAACAACAGAGGGAGGGCCACAGGCUCCCCAUCCCUGCUUUAAACUCACUGCAAAGAUGUUUCGAUGUCACACUGUCUUUUUCUUUGGGGCUGCUUUUAAUCCCCCCACCCCAUCCGGGGUACAGGAUUAAGACCCAUUGCUUGCCAAAUCCUGUCUUGAGGCUCCACACUGCUUUGACAAAUGGCUCAGAUUUCUUCCACCAUCUCCUUCCUUGCCUUUGCAGCUCUCCGAUGGAUGAAAGCAGGAUCCCGCUACACAUUAGCACUCUGCUGUUGGGUCUCCUCUCUCCAUGGCUCCUUCUUUCCCCAUUUGUCGGUGAGGCUUGUGCAAAGUAGGCCUGAGCAGGACCGAAGAACAUUGGCAGUCUAAUGGUCCACACUGGGAGCAGGGGGGAGGGAGGACAGCCAUGGCAACUGAACACUAAUUGCAUGGUUACCCCUCUCCCUUAUUUCUAGAAGGAAUCUUAUUCCCCACCCCAUUCACAUGUUGGCCACCCACCAGUUCCCUUGAAACUGUGUUCAAGACGUAGCUUGCUUCAGAUCCAGAUUUAAAGCUGGGUCACAUCAUGAGCGGCUGCUCUUAGAAGUACUAAAUUUUUCUGUCUAUCAUUUCCUCCAAAGCUGCAAAGUGAAGACAUGAUAGCACAGUUCUCCCAGGCUGUGGAUUGGUAAGUUAUCUCCCCACCCGUGUUUGUUUGUGUGUGUGUAUGUAUGUGUACGCUUCUUGGCAUGCAUGUGAGGUUUUGAGCAGUUUCCCAUCUACUUAGGUGCUAGGCAGGGGACAGCAAUUUUUCGCUGGCUUUGACUGUCCAAAAAACCAGUUGCCAUCAGGGCAAGGAUUGCCCCUGACCUUAUGCUAUAUCUCAAAUUCAGUUCUAGGGGGAAAUCGCCUUUCAGCUCUGAGUUUAAAGCUGUGGGGUGCAGAAAACAAGCCCCCCUCCAACAGCUCAGAGGCUUGCUCUGCCCCUGUACAGAAGGGACACUGGGAGCAUCCCUCGGCUGUAAAGGCAAGCUCCCUUCUCUAGCUUGGAGCUAAAGAGGAGAGCCGGAGAUGGCUCAGCUUCCUCUGCCUUUCCCCCCCAAGCUUCAAGUACCCAGUGGGUGUAGAGGAAAGCUCUGCUUCAUCUUCGAUCUGAAGCAAGGAGGCAGUGGCACAUUUGUUUACAUCUUCCUGUACAGUGGUGCCUCACAAGACGAAAUUAAUCCGUUCCGCGAGUGUCUUCGUCUAGCGGUUUUUUCGUCCUGCGAAGCAACCCUAUUAGCGGCUUAACGGAUUAGCGCUAUUAGCGGUUUAGCGGCUAUUAAAGGCUUAAAGGCUUAGCGGAUUAGCUGCUAAAAGGCUAUUAAAGGCUUAGCGGCUUAGAUAAAGGGGGGGGGGAGCGGAAAAAAAAUCUCAAGACUCGCAAGACAUUUUCGUCUUGCGAAGCAAGCCCAUAGGGAAAUUCGUCCUGCGAAGCAACUCAAAAACAGAAAACCCUUUCGUCUAGCGGGUUUUCCGUCUUGCGAGGCAUUCGUCUUGCGGUGAGAUUGAACCUUGGAUCUAGGCACUAAAACUGUGCAGUAUAGGUAUGAAUGACUUAUUCCCAAGCGGUCCCUGCGGGAUGAUCUGCACCCAUACAAACAUGCAUUGGCCUUUUCCCCACUCUUAUAUUCACUAGAUUGAUGAACCUGGAAUAACUACCACUCAUUGGUUCUUCAUUUAUAAUUAUUAGCACAAACAAGGAUCCUCACUUCACCUGCAGUUAUGCAGUGAAAUAUUGGUGAUGGAGGAGCUCCUCCUUUAAACCAGUACUCAGCCAUCCUGCUUAUGUAUACAAGAUGAAUAUAGUCUGCUCAGGGGUGAGCAUUUUGCAUGUAGCCUUCCUUGAGUGUGUACUCUGGGUCCCAUCCACCCAAAUGUGUCUAGCUUCCACAUACCUUAGCUGCCACCUGACUCUUUGUGUAAUGAAACUUGCCUAAUGCUCCCUUACCCUUUCCUGUCUUCACCCUCCAGGGCAGGCUGCUCAAUCCGAGCCUUCGCGUGGCAUCCUCACACCAGCAAGUUUGCUGUGGCCCUGCUGGAUGACUCCAUCCGUGUUUACAACGCAAGCAGGUGAGGGGGUUGGGGUUUUCCUCUCCGCACCUGAGCAGCCAAGUUUCUGUUAGGAUUGGCAGGGCCCCAUCUAUCUGCUCACAGGCAACUCUGAACAAAGCAUGCCAUAAUCUCUCUAGCAGUGUGCAGCAGCAGCAGCAGCAGUGCAACCUAGCAUAAUGGUUUGCAAAUUUGUCAUCUCAGGGCAAGGAAAAUAACUGAGUUAAAUACAAAUAAGAGUAAUCUUGUUUUUUUAAAAAAACAACAACAACCCAAUAAGCGAGUUGAGCCUCGGAAAAGAAUACAGGCGCCCCCUCCCCUAUUUACACGGGGGUUAUGUUCGGUGCCCCUGCAUGCAUAAGUGAAAAUCGCGUAAGUGGGGAGCACCCUUUAAACAUCCUCUCUGAUGCUCUCCCUUCAAUCUAUAGCAAAAAAUACUGUAUUCACAACUAGAGUUGAAGCUCAGGGGCCGGCAAAAGGCUGAAGGACACACAGGAAAGCGGCUGCGGCUGCUGUGCUAACUCUCACAUCCCCUGUCAUGUGGGGAGGUUGAGCAGUAUAAACAAAGCCCCCCUGGGCUCUUCAGGGCUUCCUCCACCCUCAUAGACAUCAUCUUUGGGCUCCUGGGAAGGUCUCCACAAGAGCCAUGAGGACACUCCAGCUCUCUCCUGCCAUUUCCAGGUUUGAAUUGACUUACGUAAUUAUUUCCCAGGCUAUAAUAGGUUGGCAGACCUCAGUGCUGACAUGGGACUAAGCUGGCCAAGGGCGUUGGGGACAAAUACGAGUUAAAAUUCCCAGAGGAGUGUAAUCUGCCAUAUGGGUGCUCUGACCUCAGUCUUGCACAAUAUAUAUACAGUAGUACCUCUGGUUACGUACUUAAUUCAUUCUGGAGGUCCGUUCUUAACCUGAAACCGUUCUUAACCUGAAGCACCAUUUUAGCUAAUGGGGCCUCCUGCUGCUGCUGCCGCACCGCCACCACACGAUUUCUGUUCUCAUCCUGAAGCAAAGUUCUUAACCCGAGGUACUAUUUCUGGGUUAGUGGAGUCUGUAACCUGAAGCGUCUGUAACCCGAGGUACCACUGUAUUUUUUAAUUAAUCCAGUGACCUCAUGGCCCGUGGAUGCAUUCUGAACUUUACAAUGCAAGAGUACAUACAUCAGAUCUCCUGUCAGUUAAGCAUAACUUACCAAUGUUAAGUACUCCUGAGUGUGCACUCCUUAGAAAAUAAUAAGUGUCUUGCUGACUGGGUCAAAGCCAGAUUGAACUAGUCCAGCAUUCUUCCUAGGAUCCUAGCAACCUGCAGGUGCUAAUUAAAUCCCCCUCCAGGAACAGACCGCAGGGGACUUCUGCACCAUCUUUUGCCCGUGCCCUCUGUAGAACUCAACACCAUUGACCAUAGCACCAUUGGCCAUUGUAAACAAGGGGCUAAAAGUAGUUGUCGUGGCUGUGCUAAGUGGCAUAAAGGAUGAACAGAGGUCCAGUCGGCCCUGUGAACCAGCAGAACGCUGUGGCCAAAAGUUUUGGGCUUGAAUGUGACUUCAGAAUCCUUGGCUACGAAGAUCACAGGGUGGUCAUGGGCCAAUCAGAGCUGCCAGUUCUUGUUCUGAUAUAGCCCAUGAUAUAUCUCCUUAGCUGGAAAGUUUCUGGUUCAAUUUCUUCUGUGGUUCCCUCUUCCCUGCUUCUCUUCUGCAGUGCCACCAUCCCGAUCUUGAAGCAUCGCUUGCAGAGGAACGUGGCAUCAGUGGCAUGGAAGCCACUGUGCGCAUCUAUCCUUGCCGUGGCAUGCCACAGCUGUGUGCUGGUUUGGCAUCUGGACCCCACUUCGCUUUCCACCAGGUAAAGGCUGCAGGGCCUGUCUGAAGUUUGAAUGGCCCAGUGGCUGCUUAUCGCCACGAUCUGAGCUGUAAAGAAACACUCGGCAAGCAACAUAUGAGGCCUUCAUAUGUUGCUUGACUGCAACUCUCAACAUUCCUAAUCAUCAGCAGUGCUGGCUGGGGCUGAUGGGAGCUAGGAGUCAGCAAUGGGAGAGCCCCCACAGUUUCCGCCAUUCCUGACUUAGCAGGUUUCAGGUGCUUGAGAUCGUCAGGGAUUCCUUUCUCACCCUGGGCUCUGUCUUUAAAGGCUAUCCUGUUGUUGUUAAUUUGUAUAGUGCCCUAUACACACAGGUCUCAGGGUAGUUCACAGCAUAAAAUCACAAUAUUAAAACACAAAAUACAUAAUAAAAACAAAACCAGAAAGAACCCAAUAAUUCCCCUCCUCCCAAACACAUUUUAAAAGGGCAUCAGAUGUCAAUCAGCCAAAGGCCUGGUUAAAGAGGAACGUUUUUGCCUGGUGCCUAAAGGUGUAUAAUGAAGGCGCCUGGCGAACCUCACUGGGGAGAGCAUUCCACAAAUGGAGACCCACUGCAGAAAAGGCGUGUUCUCGUGUUGCCACUCUCCGGACCUCUCAUGGAAGAGGCACAUAAAGAAGGGCCACAGAAGAUGCCAAGUAGCUGAUCUUCCCCCUUCCACAACCUUUAUCCACCUGUUUUUCCACAUUUUUCAGAAAACUGUCUGUACCUCUCUUGAGCCCCCCCCCAUCCGAUCUGAUAAGAUGGUGCAAGCAAAUCAGUACACUUUUGCUCCCCUUGUGGGGUGGAUACUUUGCUGAAGGUUGGAUCAGGGGUGGGGAACCUCAGGUCUGUGGCCUGAAUGUGGUCCCCCAUGCCUCUCUAUCUGACCCUCAAGAUUAUAACCCCCUCCCCAGGCCUCAGCUCUCAGUGACCCUGGUGUGUGCCCUCCACUUGCGGUUCUUCCUGGCUGGAAUGUACUCAAUGCUCAUAAUAGCUCUUGCUUGCCUGGAUAAGGAUGGGGAUCAUUUUUGCUCUGACUACACCCACCACUGUUAUGUGGCCCCUGAAAGGUUGCCCACAAGAGAGAAUGGCCAUCAGGGUGCGAAAGGGUUCCCAACCCCUGCUUUUGAUGUUCAUCUCUGCCUUCUCUGGCUCCUGGUAUUUCACUUGGCAAUGUACAUGUUGUCGAUUUCUAUAGCUGCAUAUACAGUCAAAGCAAGCAUUCUCAGGAUGAUGGACUGCAGGACAGCUGUGUAAUCUCAGGUGUACAGAAUAUACAUAGCCCUGCUUAUUACUGCUUCUUUGUUUGCAUUCCUUCUGCCUGUGGAGGAAUAAUAUUGUCUCUCUCCUGUCCCCCAACAGGCCUUCAUCUGGCUGCGCCCAAGUACUCAGCCACCCUGGUCACAGCCCCGUCAGCAGCCUGGCCUGGGCACCCAGUGGAGGGUUGCUCCUCUCAGCCUCACCUGUUGACACUGCCAUGCUUGUGAGUAGGGCAGUUCAUUUAUUUACCAGAUGUGUUACUUGCCUGCUCCCACAGCCUUUAGAUGAUGUACAAAUGAAAUGUUAAUAAUGAUCCAAUAAUGAUAUACCCGUUGGUCAGUAGAAGCAACACACUGAGCCAAGCAGCUAAUACCUCAAUACUAGAGAAGGAAUCACCAUCAGUUCACAGGGGGAAAGCAAUAUAGGAAAUAAUAAAGCAGUUUAAACAGUUUAAACGACUUGGGAGAAAAGAGAAGUCCCUUCAUGGCAUGGAAACAACAUUAAUGCAAAUGCCAGGAGGGCCUUUUUUUGGGAAAGAGUAUUCAUCAGUUGGGGCCAUUACUAAGAAGACUCACUCCUUCAUUGCCACCCUUUGCACCUCAGAAAGCCCUUGGAGGCACAGGUGGGAAGACACUUUCUGUCAGAUACUUGGAGUCAUUAACCAUGUAGGGCUGUAUAGACUAAGAACAGCAUCUCCAGAAAUUAAUGUAGAGCCAGUGCACCUAGUCCCUGUUGACAAUCUAGCCACCAUAUUCGGUGCCAUGGGCUAUUUCUGCCUUUAUGAUGCAGGAGGGAGACCACAAAAGCGGUGGCGGACAGAGCAUGUAAAGCUGUGGCCAUGCAAUGACCUCAUGUGCCUGUAGCUCACAACCACAGGAAAAGGAUGAGAGAUUACUGGGCAUCGGCUGUGGAAGCAGAAGGCCUUCCAAGCUAUCGAAGGAAUGAUAACUUAUUCCUGCAGACAUGCAUUGUGUUAAAGCUAGACAGAAAAUAAAAGUCCAAUACUGCUAAGUGCAGGCAUCCCCAAACUCGGCCCUCCAGCUGUUUUGGGACUACAACUCCCAUCAUCCCUAGCUAACAGGACCAGUGGUCAGGGAUGAUGGGAGUUGUAGUCCCAAAACAGCUGGAGGGCUGAGUUUGGGGAUGUCUGGCUAAGAACGAUGGCUGUGGUGCUCCUUCCAAAACAGCUUCCUCUGUUUUACCUUGUUCCCUUUAGGUGUGGGAUGUAUCCACAGAAAACUGCAUCCAGUUGCAGUGGUUUGGAGGAGGCGGGGUCACAUACCUGGCUUGGUCUCCUGACGGCAGCAAAGUAUUAGCAGCCACACCUUCAGCAGUCUUCAGGUGAGUAGAGAGUGCCUGGAAGCCAGCAGCAUGGGGUCAACCCCAGGAGAGGCUGCUUCAUUAAAGUAAAUGAGGCACAUUGUGCCACCAGCUGCAAUCUGUCCUCAGCCACCCCCCACCUUCCUGCCUUCUUACUUGCAACCAGUCCAGGGGUUGGUCCUGCCUGCCAGUUUCCUCCUCCUUAGUCUCAGAGUUGCCCUUGGAAGAAUUGAGCAGAGAGGAUGGGAACAGAACUGGAACUCCUUCCAUUGGCUCUAGCGCCACCUGCUGUUGGCCUCCCUGCUUUCCAACACCACCAAUCCCAGUGGUUAGCAGCCACCAUUGAUCAGCCCUCUGCGCCUUGUCUAGUGCUGGACCAUGGCGGCAGGUUAAAGUGGAGAAGCAUUCGUUGCCACAAUUCUCCCGUGAGCGUUUCCUUAUACUGAAUUGCACUCAAAGUAACUCUGCUUCUUUCUACCCCCUCGUGCUUCUCUUCGCAGAGUAUGGGAAGUUCAGAUGUGGACUUGUGAGAAGUGGCCGACCAUCAAAGGUCCUUGCCGGGUAAGUCAGGGAGGCAGCCUGGGGGAAUAGGUGGACAAAAGCAACCGGAAGUCCAGGCCCUCUUAUUUUUCUAUUGUUUUCUCUUUCAGAGUCUGUGGCCCUGCAGAUGUUGCUGGACUACAACUCCCAUCAGCGUGAGCACUGUUCAGGGAUGUUGCGAGUUGUAGUUGAGCAACACCUGCAGGGUUACAGGUCCCUGUCACUGUUAGAAUAAUCUAUGUAGGCUAUUAUUUGCUGUGGAAACAUAGAGUAACUUGUGCCCAGCGAGUUUGUAGCUUUGCUGAGAUCCCCACCCCCAACUUAGGCCUCCUAGGUGUGGAUCCAUUUAUUACUUGCUUGACCAUGUGGGUUUUCUUCCUAGCCCCACUUACAGCAACCUGACUCACCCAAGCCUCACUCUGACUCCCCUCGGUUUUUAUGAGUCAGCCUCUGAAAUAUCCAUGGCUACAACAGUCCUGACCAGGUCCCAUUUGCUGAAUGGGGCAUUUCUCACCUUGAAAGUCAUAUUAUGCAUUUAGCACAGGAUUUUUAGACCCUCCUUGACCCUUGCCUAAGUUAAGUGUCUGUUUAUGUGUCUUCCCCCAAAGACUGGCUGUUGGAGUCCGGACGGCAGCCGCUUGCUCUUCACGGUCCAGGGGGAAUCGGUCAUAUAUUCUUUGUCUUUCCUGGAAUAUAGUGGUGAGUAACUUGUAACUUGAGCGGCCUGUAACUAGUAAAGCUGUGUGGAUUCUGCAAAUGCGGAAAAUGGGUUCCAAGCCCACCACUCUGCAUCUUCCUGUCUGUCUCAAUAAGUUUCUAACUUAUAAGCCAGGGUUUCCCAAACUUGAGUCUCCAGUUGGUUUUGGACUACAGUUCCCAUCAUCCUUGACCGCUGGGCCUGCUUGCUAGGGAUGAUGGGAGUUGUAGUCUAAAAACAGCUGGAGACCCAAGUUUGGGAAACCUUGCUAUAAGCCUGGGGUCGGCAACCUAAGGCCCAUGGGCUGGUAGUGGCCCAAGAGGCUUGUCUAACCGGCCCAUGGUGACCCCUGCUGCUGCCCGCUCUUACUGGUGCGGUUCAGCGCAGGGACUGACUUCCGGGUUGAUGGCACCUGUCCUCAUGUGCACGGGCUCUCCUCCGACCCAGAUGUGCACUGGAAAUAGUGUGUGUGCACACGUGCGGGACGUAGAAGUGCCCGUGCGCAUGUGCACAUGCUAUUUCCGGCGCACUUCUGGGUCGGAGGAGUGCCGGAAACAGCGUGUGCACUUGCUCUCGGGUGCUCCUCUGACCCGGAAUAGCACAUGUGCACACACACUCCAGCCCAUCCUCCGACGGACAGAGCAUUGACCGGCCCAUCCUUGGAUAAGUUUGCCGACCUCUGCUAUAAGCGCUACAGAGGGAGGCUUUGAAAUCCUGCCUGCGACAGGGACCUUUGCCCCCUGGCAGCCUCCAAUUCUGUGCUAUCUAGCAUCUUGUAUGUGGGCUGUCUUUCACCUAAGGACCUUGAGUUAGCUUCAUCCUCACAAAACCUGUGAGGUGUGGGAGGCUGAGAGAGAGGUGAUUUUUUUUUGUAAGGCUACCCAGUAAACUCUGUGGUUGGUUGGGGGUUGGAUGCAGGCAUUUAUCUCCUCUCAAAGUUGCUUGCAGAUGUAAUGCUCUCCCUACCUAGUACUUACCACAAAUAACGCCACCCUUUAAUUUCAGACCUUCUUUAUUUUUGGUACUCUGACCUACCGCACGCAAUUGUUUAUUGUCGUGUGUAUACCAGCACUUCCCUCUAUUUAAAAGCUUCCUUCUGGCUCCCCUCUACCUCCCGCUCCAGACUACUACUAGAGGAGAGACUGUAGCUGAAUGAAGCUGUGCAAUACCUGGCCACUUCUGGAAGCAGCUGUGUAGCUAGCUGGUCGGGUGCCUGGGGCGGCACGUGUGUCCUGCACCCUGGAGCAGAGCGAGCCACUCAUGGGGACGGGGGGAGCUAUGUCAGGGUGCUCUGUGUGGAGCCUUGCUGCUGCUUCCUGCUCAGCUGUACGGCGGCAGCCUGAGGGAGAGGUGGCAGGCAGACACAAGCCCCAUGCUGCAGUUUCGUGCAGUGUGGAGCCUGUAGGCGCCUGAGCCACCACGCCAAUCCCAGGAGAGAUGCGUGGCUUGGGCACACUGCAGGUACCGCGGUAAGUGCCGCCCCCAUGAUGUGGUGCCCAGUGGCCCCCCCACCUAUGCCUCUUGUCUGGAACUUUUUUUUUUUAAAUGAUAUUUAUUAAAGUUUCAAUAAAAGAUUAAACAUAAAACAUAAAAAAGAAAUACACAAUUCAAAAAUACACAAUACAUAAUCCAAAAGGGGAAAAAAAGGAACAAGAAAGACAAAAGACAAAAAAGAAAAUAGAACAAUUAAAAACAAUAUCAUUUCCAUCUUUAAAUUUACUUAUUUUCUGGACUUCCUCAUACCUCCCUCUUUUGUAUUCCAAUUCAAAUUGUUUAUUCAGCAAUUUCAUACCCACUUUUUUAAUCCCAAUCUUUAAUCUUAAUAUAAUAUAACAUUAAAAUUUUGCCUCUUAAAAGCCAAACUUCCAUUUCCUUAAAUUUCUUUAAUCCUAAUCCUCUCUUGUCUGGAACUUUUGUCUGUCCGUGUUUUAACGGAUCAGGUAGCAGCUGCUGGGGCAGAGCAUCCUCUGCCUGAGGCCCUGGAGAGCAGCUGCCAGUCAUGUUUUACUAUUUAUUGAAUUCCUGCUCUAAUUUUCAUUCAAAUGAAUCCCAAAGCUGCUUACAAGCAGUAAGUAACUGCAAGAACACAGUAGUAGAACACCACAAAUGUCGCGUAAAUCACACAGAAUCAUUCACGAAUCGUCAGUGAAACAAUUGCAAUCUGUAAAACGCUGUUCAUAGAAUUGUAGAGUUGGAAGGGAACCCCAGGGGUCAUCUAGUCCAACCCCUGCAAUGCAGGAAACUCAGCUGAAGCAUCCAUGACAGAUGGCCAUCCAACCUUUGCUUAAAAACGUCCAAAAAAGGAGAGUCCGCCACCUCUCGUGGGAGUUUGUUCCAUUUCUGAACAGCUUACUGUCAAGAAAGUUUUCCUAAUGUUUUGUCAGAAUCUCCUUUCUUGUAACUUGAAGCCAUUGGUUUGAGUCCUACCCUCCAGAGCAGCAGAAAACAAGCAUGCUCCCUCCUCCAUGUGACAGCCCUUGAGAUACUUGAAGAUGACUAUCGUGUCUCCUCUUUUCCAGGCUAAACAUAACCAACUCCUUCAAGCACUCCUCAUAAGGCUUAGUUUCCAGACCCUUGAUCACCUUAAUCGCUCUCCUCUGCACACGUUCCACCUUGUCAACAAAGCAAAUAAGCUAAACAUGAAGGAAGAGUCCUAUUAUAUGAUUAACAAAUCAAUACAGCAUUUAUAAUCUAUAAAACAAUAUUAAUUUCAUCUACAAAAUAGCAACCAAAAGGUAAACUAAGCCCUAUUAAGUUCAUGCACACACUUUCCACACACCCAUGACUCAUAAUAUUUCACUGUUUCACUGCUCAUUAAAAUACAGCGGUACCUCGGGUUACAUACGCUUCAGGUUACAUACGCUUCAGGUUACAUACGCUUCAGGUUACAGACUCCGCAAACCCAGAAAUAGUACCUCAGGUUAAGAAUUUUGCUUCAGGAUGAGAACAGAAAUCGUGUGGUGGCGGUACGGCAGCAGCAGGAGGCCCCAGGAUGAGAGCAGAAAUCGCGGUGCGGCGGCAGCAGGAGGCCCCAUUAGCUAAAGUGGUGCUUCAGGUUAAGGAUGGACCUCCGGAAUGAAUUAAGUUCUUAACCCGAGGUACCACUGUACACAUCAUGCCUGUGGCAGCAACUCCCUUCUGAAGGUUCCUCGGGCUGGAGUUGGGGGCAGCAAAGGUGAAACCAACCACCCCCCAAUGGCGAACAGAGUCUCCCCUCCCAGUUCUUCCUCUGGAAACAGCUUUCUUAUGAAAGCUCCUAGGGCGAGGCAGGUGGGAAAAGCCAUUACCUGCUGGCCGAUACACACACUCCUUCCCGCAGGUGGACAAUACUGGAUUAGAGAAACAAACAGUUAGAUUUCCUGUAAGGCAGGAGUGGAAAACCUUUCUCAGCCUGAGGGCCACAUUCCCUGCUGAGGGCUGCAUAUCAGUGGUGGGUGGGGCCAGUGCAACAAAUGUGAUUACUGUAUUAACUUUGCACAAUCAGCUUACACACCCCUCCAUCCAGGCAAAUGAGAGACAUUAUCAGAGUGACACAUCUCAGCCAUGCAAAAGCACUCAGGGUACGAAGAACAGCCAAUGAGGUGUUUGGUCUGGGGAUAGGUCCAAGGGCUAGGUAGAGAGGCCCUGUGGGGGUCCAUUUCCCCCAGGCUUCAGGUUCCCCAUACCUGCAGAAGGAAAUGUUCUAUGUUCUUCCUCCUCCUAUUGUUUUGUUUCCCUUGGAAUGACUUUUUCCAUCCUCUUCUCAGGGGAACAGCAAGGGCAGGUUGGUGGGUCGAAAACAGCUUCCAUCGUGGCUGAUCUGUCGGAAACCACUUUUGAGACCCUGUAUGGAGAGGAGAGGUGAGAGGAAGGGAGAAAAACAUGUGUCUUGUAAGUGCCGCACAAGCGCAUAACUGAGUGUUAGUUGGUGCAAGAUUCUAGCCCUUAAAGGCUGCUAAGAUAGGAUUCAGAACGUGGACGAUGUUGUGUGAAAUCUCAGAAAGGGAGUGGGGUUGGGGUCUUCCUGAGCAGAAAGUCUUAUAUUGCAUUCCCUUCAUCAUUAGGAGCAGAAUCAGAGAGACUGGUGCUGUGUUGUUUUGAGAGAGUUCACCCCACCCCAACACGUGAUUAUUAGAUGUUCUAAAAAUCCCUGCUUUUAUUACCCUGAAAAUGCAUGAGCAUUUGCUUAUCUUGCUGGAUUCUCAUUCUGCCAGUCACAUGCAAGAGGAGGGACUAAAAGUUAUAUGCUGUGGUUUUGAAGCCUUACCAAACUCUCACUACAGGGAACUCUGCUAUUCCCAACCAGCUUCUGAAUUUUUCCAGGCAUUGCUUAUAGCCUAGAAAGUGAAGCUCCCUUGUUACUUUUGCAAUUGGGUGCUGCAUGUUGUUUAAGUAAUCUUGUUAUAUUUAUAGUAUAAAAAUGUUUGUUUGUUUUUUUGGUAUGUUGCUAUAUUUUUGUUUUGCAACGUUAUUGUCAAAUUAUUUUUGUAGUGUUUGUUCAAAAUGUCCUGUUUCUUUGUUGUAAGCCGCUACGAGCAUAAUUUUUGGCAUACAAAUAAAACGAAUGAAUGAAAGUGUAUCUGUGUAGUCUCGGAGGGCUGGAAACCUGCUUUUUUAAAAAUAACAAUAGGAACAAAAGUAACAAGAUGUUAAGUUUUAUACCCACUGCUGAAUACACACGAGCCAGGAAAUGAAUAAAGGCUUUAGCAUUUUGAUUAUUUUCUUGUUUAUCUUAAAAGCCCGUCUUAAUAAUCAGUGUAUGAAUAUGCAAAAGUCCGGCCCUGCAGCUAUCAUUUUUGUUGGUUUAUUACAUUUAUAUCCCACCUUUCCUAUAAGAAGCUUCAGGCGGCGUUCUUCCCCUUCCCAUGUUAUCCUCACAACAGCUCUGUGAGGUAGGCUAGGCUGAGAGGUAGUAACUGGCUCAAGGUCAUCCAGUGGUCUCCCAGGCCUAGUAUUAGACAAAUACUGUAUCACACUGUGGUGUAAAUACUAUACCACUUCCCCCCACGAAGCGUCGUCAUUCCACAAUCUGACUGUGAUCCCCAACUCUUCUUUUGGCUUGAGUAUGGAUGUCUUACCUUGAGUGUUUCUCCAUUGGCCUUUCAUUUUGUAUUCUUGUGUUCCAGGAUUGGCGGGGAGAUUCUUUCCAUGGUCUGGGACCCAAGUGGUGAGAGGCUUGCAGUUGUCAUCAGAGGUAAAGUCCUCUACAGUCAAAACUUUUGACGAGAUAGGGAGAGCUGGGGAGGCUGGGUGCGUUUCUCACAAUAAGCCAGUACAUACAGUAAUGGCCUGAAUAUAAGCCACACUUUUUUUUCCAGAUUCCGACCAUGAAAAGUUAAAAGUGCGGCUUAAAUUUGCCACCUUAAAAAUUGUCUUUUACGUUUUCUUCCACAUUUGCCAUUUGUGGGUGUGAGUGCCUGCGGAAUUUUAAGGGAGCUGCUUAUAUUUGGGUAUUGUCUUCCCGCCCCCCUUGAAUUUUAAAGGUAUGGCUUAAUUGCGAGUGCUUCUUAUAUUCGGCCCAAUACGGUAAUUUUUAUUCCAAAUCAGAAGACAACAUUUUUUGGGGGGGAAACCCAUUCCCCUCAACCCCAAUAAAGCAUUGCUUCUUAUUUUACUUUUUGGAGCAACAGAUAUGCACACUCAGCCACCUUAUGCAGAUGUGUUUAGUCAAGUGAAAAAUGUGUCUGCCUCUUUUUUGUUCUUUUCAAAUGCAUGCAAGUAGUGACUGACCCUUUUCCCAGUUGCUCUCUGUGUAUUUGUUUUAAUGGACAAAGGAUACAUACGCACAUACUUCUCACUUGUAAGUUUCUAGUCCUCAUGGUUUGGUUUUUGUUGCACUUGCGUGGCUCUCCUUGUCCUACCCCGUUUCUUACCCUGUGAGGUAAAAUAGACCGAGAAUGAAUGGCAAGCCUAAGGUAAGGUUGCCAUAUUUCAAAAAGUAAAAUUCCUGACACCUGCAAAGUUGUUGAGCUUUUGCACCCGAAAACCAGGAUGUCCAUCCCUUCCUUGCUCCCAAAAGGAAAACGAGAACCAGCCCUUUUUUUCACCCUGUCCCGUUGGAGAGAUGGCAAGUGUCCCACGCGUAAGCUUAAGAGCACGAAAUGGCUUGUGUUUGGUAGCGCUUAAAAUAACCCUUCUCUAAUCUCCAUUUUAAAGCAUUCUGUGAUCCUCUCUAAGGCUGGGGCUUCAGAGAAAGAGAGGGAGAGGUCCAGGCUGCACCUUGGUUCAAAAUUCCUAACAUGGGAUUCCGAAUUCUAAACCAGGCAGUUUUUUGUGUGAGCCCUGAAUCUUUUGAAAGAGCGCGGGAGGGACGAUAGCAGUUAGCACCAGUUUGCAAGCACACCGGCUCCUUCCUCGUGGCUUCGUAUUUGAUGGGAAAGACUUGUUUCAGUGGGAAAGAGACAACUGUGGUUUUCCUACUGAAGCAGGCAACACCCUCUGUUCAGCCACACCUUCCGCCAGCCCUGCUUCGUACCCUCCUUGAGUGUUUUUGUCACCUGGCUAGAAUGUGUCUGCCUGCCCUCUUAAUGCCAUUUGCUUCACUGGGUGGCAGGUGGCAAGAGGUUUGUGAGUGUAUGUAGAAACCAGCACACAGUGGUACCUUGGCUGUCAAGUGGCUUGGCUCCUGAAUGCCGCAAACCCAGAAGCGAGAGUUCCCGUUUGCGAACGUUUUUCAGAAGCCAAAUGUCCGAUGCAGCUUCCACAGCUUCUGAUUGAGUGCAGGAAGCUCCUGCAGCCAAUCGGAAGCCACCCCUUGGUUUUUGAACGGUUCCGGGAGUCGAACGGACUCCCAGAAUGGAUUAAGUUUGAGAACCAAGGUACCACUGUAUUACUUUUCUGCAGGGAGUAAACAAACACCAUUCCAGUCACAUUAGUUGGUGUAUCCACUUUUGCUUUUGUCUCCUCCCAUCGCUGACAUGGUGCCCCUUGGAAGAUUGUCUACAAGGGCACACGACCCUCGGUCUGAAAAAAGGGUCGCUACCCUUGUUGCAAAAGAUAAACAUAACAUGAUAUCUAGUGUACUUCCAUCUCUGCAGUCUGAGCCCAGUCCAUUACCCAGAUGUUCUAGAAGCCUCAACAGAAACACCAAGGGUACUGAACCCCUACCCACCUAGUAUCCUGCCCUCAGCAGACUUUGUAGAUUGCAUUGGAAAUACAGUGGUACCUAGGGUUAAGUACUUAAUUCGUUCCGGAGGUCCGUACUUAACCUGAAACUGUUCUUAACCUGAAGCACCACUUUAGCUAAUGGGGCCUCCUGCUGCUGCCACGCCGCCGGAGCAUGAUUUCUGUUCUCAUCCUGAAGCAAAGUUCUUAACCUGAAGCACUAUUUCUGGGUUAGCGGAGUCUGUAACCUGAAGCAUAUGUAACCUGAAGCGUAUGUAACUUGAGGUACCACUGUACUUUUUAAAAAGCCUAUCAUCAUGGCCUUAAAGGCUACAGACCUAAAACAGUAGGCUCUGUCCGAUUUCUGCGCAUAAAUUCUACAUGUCGCUCUGUUCCCUCACCUUUUUCUGUUUUCUUUUGGCAGGAAAUCGUGAUGCUCCCGACUGCAGGGUCAUCGUUGCCGUGUUUCGCACCCGCAACAGCCCUGUGUUUGAGCUCUUGCCAUGGUUUGUAUUGACAUGCUUUGGUACUCUGGUUGCUCUUAAACUGGAAAUGAAAUCCGUGAGCCCCGCGUCAUUCCAGCCUCUGUGCUGCUGUAGUUGUCAAAAUGUUAGGAAGGUGCCUUGUAACCUGGUCAGAGUAUAUGACCCUCUAGCUCAGCGGUUUUCAACCUGUGGGUCCCCAGAUGUUGUUGGACUACACCUCUCAUCAUCCCUGAGCUCUGGCCUUGCUAGCUAGGGGUGAUGGGAGUUGUAGUUUAACAACAUCUGCGGACCCAGAGAUUGAGAAAGGCUGCUGUAGAUCAUUAUUGUCUAUUUGUGACUGGCCAUGGCUCUCCAGAGGGUUAGUCAGAAAGCAGACUGCCCUCCUUAGCGCAAAGGCCAUAGGAGGUAGGAGACUGGCAAGCACAGUCUCUCCACUGUUGCUGGUGGUAACAAUACUGCCAAAAAGAUUCUCCCCAUCACAACUUCUUCCCCCUGUGAUGCCUGCCCUUCUCUUUGCACGUGCCCCAGAAAUGCAGCCCCUGUCAGCUCUCUGAUGCCUUUGAGAAAGCAGUAGUAUUAGGGUUAUACCACCAGCGCACAUGGUAUUUUAUAGGGUUAACGUAAGCAAAAGGUUCUACGGCUCUCCCUUAAGAGGGUAGAUUCUUUCGCCAACCUGGUGCCCUCCAGAUGUUGCGGACUGUCGUUCUCAUCAGACCUGCUGGCAUCGGAGUUGUAAUCCAACGCAACCUUCCCUCGGUUAAUCUGAAUGGUUAAAAUAAAUAAACCUAAGGAGGAAGGGGGAAAUAAAAGAAGGCUAAAGGGUUAAGCCCAAUGGCCUUGUGGGAGUUUAAGGCUGAACUCUGGGAGGCAGUUUCAGACAUAAGACAGCAUCAAAGGCCAAUGGGCUGUUUUUUGUCCUAAGACUGUAUUGGAGCCUAGGCCUGCAGCAUCACAUCACAACAGCCUAUGAGUGUCCCUUGUAAUUAUAAUAUCUGUAUCUCUCUUUCCCCCACCCCUCCUUUCUUCAGUGGUUUCUUACAGGGAGAAGAUGGCGCUCAGCCACAACUAGUUGCUUUCCACCCUUGCUUUAAGAAGGGAGCUCUUCUGACAGUGGUAAGUGUUCAGCCUUCGCCAAGAUUUUGAGGAGCUUUUGCUAUAGCCUGUGGGAAUGCUGAUAAGGGCUUGUUGUUGCCCCAGAUAGGAGCUGCUGGAAUGACUUCUAACUUGGCUAAGCAGCACCUAGACGGGGCUGUGGACUAGUAGGAGAAAGGGAUAACAGUAACUAUAAUGCAUGUUGGUAAAAGUAAAGAAACCCUUGACCAUUAGGUCCUGUCGUGGCCGAUUCUGGGGUUGCGGUGCUCAUCUUGCUUUAUUGGCCGAGGGAGCCGGCGUACAGCUUCUGGGUCAUGUGGCCAGCAUGACUAAGCCGCUUCUGGUGAACCAGAGCAGUGCACGGAAACAGUGUUUAUCCUAUUUAUCUACUUGCACUUUGAUGUGCUUUCGAACUGCUAGGUUGGCAGGAGCAGGGACCAAGCAACGAGAGCUCACCCCGUCACGGGGAUUCGAACUGCCGACCUUCUGAUCGGCAAGUCCUAGGCUCUGUGGUUUAACCCACAGCGCCACCCGCGUCCCUCAUGCAUGUUGGUAUGAGGCAUUAAUUGGAGGACUCAACAUGCUCUGCAGUCAAACACAGGCACCAUAGCGCACGUGGAUUACUCCCAGACUACCAUGAGCUCCCGUUGCUCAGUCCCUGCUCCUGCCAACCUAGCAGUUCAAAAGCACGUCAAAGUGCAAGUAGAUAAAUAGGUAGGGUUCUGGCGGGAAGGUAAACAGCGUUUCCAUGUGCUGCUCUGGUUCACCAGAAGCGGCUUAGUCAUGCUGGCCACAUGACCCGGAAGCUGUAUGCCAGCUCCCUCGGCCAAUAAAGCGAGAUGAGCACCACAACUCCCGAGUCGGUCACGACUGGACCUAAUGGUCAGGGGUCCCUUUACCUUUUUAACAUGAGCUAUGCAGUAACGGUGGCCUAGUUCCUGUUAUCAGCUCAAGGGUUUUGCCUUGGUGAAAAAGCUGAAUAAUCUAUUUUACUCACAUUCGGGUUAAUACCAGUUGCAGGAUGCAUUUUGCUAAUGUUUGGAAUGCUACCAGUAACCUUAUUUAGGGUGGGUCAAAAUGUUGAUGGGCUGUGAAACACAUCUUGUCUUGUUUGCUUUAAGGAUUCUGGUAUCAUUGUUGAGCAUGUACUGUUGUGAUUUUGGCAGACUGUGUGUCUGGAGGGCAGAGGCUGAUCUGUUCAGUUGGGUUCUGGGUGUCUUGUGCACCACUCAGGUUUGUGUAUACUCUACGAUUCUGUCCUGGACUCGGCACAGAAUUCAACAAUCCACAAAUCUCAAGCUUUUAAAAUUGAGCUUAUAGCCCGUGAGACUCUUUGCCCCAACCUCUGAGAGCCCGACACAUACGUACGUCCCUCUUAAGAGCUGAAAAGGUUUAGAGUAUAAAUUGCCCACUUUUAUUGGUGCUCAAUUCCUGUGCUUCUCGUGAACUGAUUUGGGCAUACUGCUUUAAUGGAGGAAGUUAAGCUCAGAGGAGCAACUUAACUCAGAGAUGCAAGAAAGCACCUCUUUUUGAGAAUGGGUCACUGUUGCAUCGCUUCAUAGGAUGGCAGGGGCAGCUUCCCUCUGUGGUUGGAUGUUCUAGGGCUUCCUUAUUUUUUUGUUACAUGCCAGGAGUUUUCUUAUGGCGUGCUAGCUUGCCUAGGACAAAGUUUGGGAACUGCCGCUUGGGAGCGCAUGAGAAGUGUGUGCCCCGUGCCAUUUCAGAGGCCAGGUCCAGGAGGGAGGUGCUCCUCCCAGCCAUGAGAAGCAGAUGAAAUGAUGCAACGUAGCAAGCAAAUAUGCCAAGUUUUGUAAUAUCUAUAGGUGACAGAACCCACCUUUUCUUGGAACAAGGUUCCUAGUGCAGGGGCGUGUAUAUGCAGUGGCUCUGCUAAAGGGCCCUCUGUGUUCCAUCCCACCAUAAGGAUCCCCUCUUCUUGAGGUCCAAACAGUAUGACUGAGAAGCCUGGAAGGUCAGGCCAGGAUAUGCAAAAGGUGAUCUUCUGCUCCUACUUCAUUUAUUUAUUUCUUCUCUCUCUUCUCAGUGCUGGUCAACAGGAAAGGUCAGCCACAUCCCCUUCUUCUUUGUGGUUGCCCAGUUUCCAUCUUUCAGCCCUGGGCAGAGUCCCCUCAUACCCUUGGGCAGUAGAAGCAGUACACGGGAGCAGCCAUUGUUUUCUGAACUCUAAGGGUCAACAUGCUGGGCUUCCUCCCUGCCGGCCUGUGUGCCUUCAGAACAUUGGAGAUACACACUGCGAAGGCUGCUUCUGCCCAAGUCCAACUUUGGAGAGCGCCGUCUUCUUUCUGUCAGUUGCAGUUGAGGCGUUGAUCAGCUGACAUGCUGAUAGUGUUAGUAGGCUAUCCACAAGCAGCCUUUGAAACCAGAAGAACGUCUGCCAGAGAUGGACCACUUUGUAGUUUUCGCAUUUGAGACAGAAAAUAAAAACAACAAAGGGUGAAUGUUUUAUUCCUUCGACGUUUCCAAGCAGAAGCACUCUUGGGGCUUUUACGUCAUCAGCUUCAGAGGGCAUCGUAUCUCGGAAAUUAUCCUAAGUCAACAUCCUCCAUCCGCACAAGCAGCAGUUCCUGGAUAUUUCAAUUAUUUCUGCUUCCUCCCCUGCAAGGAUCUUUUUCACAGAUCGUUGUGCUGCUUAUGGAUCUGCCAAUUUUGCAUCCCUUUCCACUGUUUGCAUACUGGGAUGAAAGAGGUGUGUGGGCGGCCAGGAGACUGACGUUGGGCAGGGCCGUGGCUAAGUGACAGAGAAUAUGCUUUUGCAUGCAGAAGGUCCCAAGUUCUGUGCUUGGCAGUUCCAGGUAGGCCUGGGAGUGUCCUCUGUCUGAAACCUUGGAGAGCCACUGGCAGUCAGUGCUGUAGGCAAUAUUGAGCUGAAUUGACCAAUGCUAUCUGUAUCACUUCAUAAAAGGGGGAAACAUAUAAUGAGAGAUCAAGGAGCCAUAGCUCAGUGGUAGAGCAUCUGCUUUGUACAGCGAUACCUCGGGUUAAGUACUUAAUUCGUUCCAGAGGUCCGUUCUUAAACUGUUCUUAACCUGAAGCACCACUUUAGCUAAUGGGGCCUCCCGCUGCUGCCGCGCCACCGGAGCAUGAUUUCUGUUCUCAUCCUGAAGCAAAGUUCUUAACCCGAGGUACUAUUUCUGGGUUAACGGAGUCUGUAACCUGAAGCGUCUGUAACCUGAAGCGUAUGUAACCCGAGGUACCACUGUAUGCAGAAGAUCCUAGGCUCAGUCCCUGGGAUCUCCAGAUAGGGGGUGACCCCAGAAGACCUUGCCAGUCAGUGUGAACAGUACUGAGCUAGGUGUGGCCCAGAUUCUGUAUAAAGGCAGCUUUCCCUUCCAGCAUAUUAUCUUAGGGGCAAUAUAGAAGUUAAACUGUACUUGUAUCCUGCGCAUAGUGGAGCAUAUAUGUGCCAUGAUCCCGGUAUUGUGUGCAGCUGUCAAAACAUCUAAGCAGUUGUGUGCACAGCUGUCAAGUGUCUGGGGGCUUUUGAGAGUUAUAAAAUUAUGAAUGGUGUUGAAAGACCUCUUUUUCAGCAGGUAGUUUUUAGUACCAAUGUUAAGACGACAGCACCUGCUGAAAUCCCCCCUUUUGCCACCUCAUCCAUCAUCCUGUGCAUUUGUAUUUGAAAGUCUCCCGUUUUCAGCAACAGCUGACUCCUUAGUGUGUGUAGGGUGGGUUGCAGCCUUUAUCAGCUGCCUCUGCCCAACGUUGAAUCUGAGCCUCCCUGCUACAGACUUUUUGCUCAAGUGCCGUGUGAUUACCAUAAUUGCAAAGAAAAAAAAAAAGUUCUCUAGAGCAGUUCCAGUCUUUAAUAACCAGAAGAGUUAUUUUAAGAUAAGAAGGCAUGGCCAGCAGUUUGCCAUGCAAAGGAGAGAAACAAAGGCCUCUUUUUUGAAAAUAUGAAAAUAGAUUCGGUUCAGUUACUUAAAAGGCUCGGUCAAUUAAAAGUGGCUAGGAACAGAAGCACCAGGGAAUAAGCAGAAACGAUGAAAUCUGAGGACUGAAAUUGAACAGCCUCUUCUUAAAGAUCGCCAAAGGCAUAUUUAGAAGGAAGGACCAAGCUCCAUGUUAUUGGGUUUCUUACAUUUUAUUUUGUGUCUUUCAGAAGUCUCAUGAAGGACAGUUACAUUUUUAGAACCAAUGUUAUAAAAGGGGACAUUUAAAGCAAUCCAGUAAUAAAAAUAGAUUCUUUUCGCUCCCUCACCCCAAUGCCCGGUUUGAGUCUUGGGCCUUGCAUUGCUCUCAGAAACACUCUGGAUCUGGCUAAGUUUCAACCAGUGAUCUUCUGAGUGAGCCUACCUGUACACCUUAAGAUCAUACCUGCCUGCUAUCUGUGUUCAAAGUAUAAGGAUCUGGAAUGCUUACAAGAGUACCUGAUUGUAAAGAGAUUGCCUGCCUUAAAUCUGUUUCAGGCCCAAGAAAUGUGAAUCAUAGAAUUGUAGAGCUGAAACGGACCACAAGGGACCAUCUAUUUCUUCUCCUGCAAUGCAGGAAUCUUUUAGCCAUCCCAGCUAUGGGGUCAACUUCCUUUUUGAUACUGAAAUAAAAAGUGGCCGUUUUAUGGGUUCUUAAAUCUCCUAACUUCCUGAGUUUGGAGGGUCUUUUCCAUGGAAGCUCCCAUUGAGUAGCCUCUGCUCCUCUGCAGAAAACACUUUGCAUUUUUGGAAUGGGACUGAAUAACCACGCAGUCUCUGCGUCUUUAUAGUGGUGACUGCUUGUGAAAAUUGAUUUCUUACAACCUGGAAAGUGGAGACCUUAUUUACACACACUGCUUUCAUUUGAAGCUCUGGUCCAAGUUGUUUAAAGUGUGUGUCUGUAAAAUGUAAUGUGUGAGUGGGGGAAAUGUGUGUUUGGAAACAGGUUUCUUAGCUGCAGCCCAGAAAGGAGAAAGGCUGUAGCUCUGCCGUAGAGCAACUGCUUUGCAUGCAGAAGGUCUCGGGCUCAAUCCAUCUCCAGGUAGGAUCGGGAGAGAACCCUGCUUGGAGCACUGGAGAGCCACUCAUAACCAGUUGAAACCCUGGAGAGGUGCUGCCAGCCAGUGUAGACGACACUGAACUAGAUAGACCCAAAGGUCUGACUUUGUAUAUACGUUCUGCAGUCACCAAAGAGGCAGGAUUAAAUGCAGCUGUUCCGUCUGCAGGUUUCCCUGCCACACAAUGUGGAGAAAAGGGGACUGGAAGGAGGCAGAAAAAGCCACUGAAAGGGAAGUGGCUGCAGCAGAACAGAUGGGGCAGAAACGCCCCAGUCAAAAUAAGGGAUUAAGAGAACAGGGACUUAUGAUUGUUUCAUGGUUAAUCCCCCUAGC
Molecule: messenger RNA, 26689 nt
Organism: Podarcis lilfordi (Lilford's wall lizard)
Lineage: Eukaryota; Metazoa; Chordata; Lepidosauria; Squamata; Lacertidae
Source: the annotation of a GenBank genome assembly